UUCAGUUCCUGUUUUGCCGCUCAGAACCUCACAAGACGCGUGCGAGCGGAGGAGACUUGUGUUUGUUUAGUUUUUUUUUGUGUGCUGGUGCCCUCACAAUAUACGCAUCGGCGUAGGAUGUGGUCGCUUUGCUGACUUUUUUUUUUUUUUUUUUUUACCUGCACGCGCGAAUGACAGUUUGGAUUAAGCCCUGAAGCCUUCCUUCACACACAGUGUUACCGCGGAUGGCGUGGAGCAUCGGGCAUCAGGCAUCGCUGCGGGUGAGUAGCCAAGAGAUGAAUUAAGAUGCAGCACACCUCCUGUACAGAGGACCGCAUCCACCACGCCCUGGCACGGUGCCUGGACGGCCUGAGCCUCGGCCCCGUCCCAACGCCGUCCUGGCACGCAGUCGGCCUGUGCAUGAAUCGAUGGAGUCUGGAAGAACUGGUGAAAAGGGAUCCGGAGAACUUCCUCAUCCUCCUGCAGGAGAUUCUCAGGAAGACCAGAGAAGCACAAGAGCAGUGUCAGUAUGAGCUGGUGGCCCCGUUGACUCUCAUGUUCUCCUCCACCCUCCUGCAGACGCCCCACUUCCCCCCGGACUGCACGAUCGUGACCGAGGCCUGCGAGGUCUUCCACUGCUUCCUCACGUGGCCCGAGCCUUACUGCAGCCUGAGCAAAGACCUGCUCUGCACCCUCCACCAGGAGCUCCGAGCCCCAGGUAUAUCCUACCACAGGCUGGUGAGGGAAGAACAGGGCUUAACCACGGCUAACCACCGCUCAAAGACCAUGACGGUGCUUCUGAUGAACCCGGUUGACGUUCCCCCAGAGUUCCUCUCUGUGUCGGAGCAGCUGAGCGGCAUCCGGUACUCUCAGAAGGAGACGCACAUCACCCUCAUCAAACACGCAUACCAGUCCGCACUCGGCACAAAGUACCCGCUCCAGAGUAUGCACAAGGCCCUGCAGUCGAAAUGCGCGGAGGAGGUGGGCCAGAUCUUUUCGGCGGUGACUGAGGCGCUGGAGACGGCGGCGUCCACGGAGGACGCGCACAAGGCCAGGGAGCACCUCCUGCAGGGCCUGGAGGGCCUGAGGCGAAGGAUCGGCGUGCCCGUCUCCAACGGCAACAAGUCCGACGCAGGAAUGCUCCAGACUCUGCUGCUGCCCACAGCCAAAUGCUACAUGUACGAGUGGGACAGGGACAGCUUCGACAUUUUACAUAACAUCCUGGAGCAUGAGCACGGCCUGGGGAGCAGCCAGAUGACUCCCGGACGCCCGGAGGACGACGACGAGGAAGAGGACGAGGUGGAGGAGGAAGAGGAGAAGGAAGAGGACGAGGAGGACAGCAUGGAGGAGAUAGGGGUCACGGGGAACGGCUACGUGGACCACCGAGCCUCCACCCUCUCCACCGUCUCCACCUUCUCCACGGCCUCCAAGGACUCCAUGUUCUCCAUCUUCUCCGUCGCCUCCAGCUGCUCCGGGCCCUCCGUCCUCUCGGUGGCCUCCGGGGUGGACAGCGACUUUUUCGAGGACAUGGAGGACAGCCCGCCGGAGCGCGUCUCCAAGUCCAAGGCCCGGCUGAGCAACCGCUUCUCCAUGCUCUGGGCGCGGUCCACCAACACCCUGAUCCGGGCCAAGAGCCUGGGGAGCCCCGAGGGCAAGGACCGGAUGGUGGUGCGGUCCAAGCGCUCGAACUCGCUGCCCCAGCAGGUGCAGCUGGGGGCGCUGGAGCAGCAGCAGCCCCUCCGGCACGUGUGCUUCAGGCGGAGGCCCAUCCUGAGCUGCGAGGAGGACGGCAAGACCGCCACGCUCCGGGUGGUGGUGUUCGGCGCCGACCACGUCGCCGGCAAGGUGGCGCGGGCCUACAGCAACCUCCGGCUGCAGGAGAGCGCGUGCCCCCGCCUCACGCGCGUCUUCAAGCUGGAGUUCUUCUUCAUACCCGUGAGGCGGGGCUCCGGCUGCCCCGCCGCGCCCGGCCCGGCGCCGCCCUCCACAAGCCCGCUCAGAGGAACCGCCAACAUGGAGCAGAGUGCGUUGUGCUCGGAGGACAGCACCAAUGACAUCGCGCGCUUCAUCGGCAUACUGGACCCCUGGUACGAGCGCAACAUGCUGAGCCUACUCAACCUGCCCAUCGGCGUUCUGUGCCAGGUGAGACGCCAGCUCCUGCCCCAAACCUCGAAAAUAGAAGCGGAGUCGUGCGACAGCGCCAGCGAUCGGCUCCCUAUCCUGGCCGACCUGGUCCUGUACUACUGUCGCUACGCAGCUCGCCCCGUGCUCGUGCAGCUGUACCAGGCCGAGCUGACCUUGGCCGGGGGCGAGCGGAGGAACGAGGUGUUCAUUCACUCUCUGGAGCUGGGCCACACGGCCGGAACCCGCGCCAUCAAAGCCAUGGGUGCUGCAAGCAAGAGGUUUGGGAUCGACGGUGACCGAGAAGCCGUACCUCUAUCACUGGAAGUGCUGUACAACAAGGUGGGCGUGAGUGGGAGGAGCAAAUGGAGCAAAACAGAAAAGGUUUGCACUUCCAUCACCCUGACCAAAGCCUGCAGGAAACCUGAGGAGUUAGAUUCCAAAAUGGAGUAUCUUACGAUGAUGAUGACCGAGGUGCUGAAGAGGCAGAAUUCUAAAUCCAAAAAGGGCUACAAUCAGCAACUUUCCACCAUGGAGGUGAAGGUGGACAAGGUGCAGGUGAGUGGCGCCGGCAGCACCACCUUCGCCGUGUGCCUGGACCAGGACGAGAAGAAGAUCUUUCAGAGCGUCACCAGGUGUGACGUGACUGUGUGCUACAAGCCGGACAGCACAGCCGACUGGAGGCUUCGCAAGAUCCUGGCUGCCCAGAGCCAGCCCCUGCACCCCACCUUCUGCUCUCUGCUCUGCCUGCCCAUCGCCACCUUCAGUGGAGCCCAACCUUGACUGCAGGGAUAGAGCCAGCUCCCCCCCUCAGAGCAGAUGAAUCCGGGCCACAUGUUGUUCAGUUUAGGCAUGUAGGGGUCCGUCACGGCAAUAGCAGCUGUAUUGCGGACCAGCAGUGGCCCAACUGCUACCAACCGCAUGUAAGUUUUGUGCGGCAUUGCAAUUUUGGACCCAACUGUGACCAGCCACAUUUACGGUGUACCAUGGCACUUGGAUUCUGGGCCAAACGUUGGCCCAAAUGCAUAUCAAACCUGACCGUCCUCGCCAAAAAAGGUCGAGUUGUGGCUGCGUUCUGGCGGGCGGACUUGGAUGGGUUCACCGCCAUCACUCCAUGGGGGCAUGUGGACCAAUUGGACUGCAAAGCAGUUGCUAUCUGGGCAUAGCAGCUGCAACAUGCAGCCCAGAGACUCAAAAUGACAGUAAUCAAUCAAAAUCAGCCUCAUGCCGUGAGACAGUGGGCAGAGUAUGUAUGUACAAUAAAUGUGUAGAUUUGUAUAAAACGGUAAUGGUGAACAUGCCACAAAUGUUGCACAAGCAUUGCCAUGAAAAAUUUUGUUCAGGAUUAAUUUAUAAUUU
Messenger RNA from Anguilla rostrata (American eel), 3459 nucleotides. RefSeq names its product phosphoinositide-3-kinase, regulatory subunit 5 (gene pik3r5). Gene Ontology annotation, cellular component: phosphatidylinositol 3-kinase complex, class IB. Gene Ontology annotation, molecular function: 1-phosphatidylinositol-3-kinase regulator activity. The coding region runs from base 286 to 2883 and encodes 865 amino acids. Lineage: Eukaryota; Metazoa; Chordata; Actinopteri; Anguilliformes; Anguillidae. The transcript is spliced from 18 exons. The record is from RefSeq and is a predicted model, not a curated record. Gene Ontology annotation, biological process: G protein-coupled receptor signaling pathway; positive regulation of MAP kinase activity.